GUGUGGCUUUUCAUUAUCAUGAAGGGUUGCUCUAAUCCUUCCAAAGGACACUAUAUAAAGUUCAUACCAAUUUGAUCAGUUUGAGCAAAAAGAACAAACGGAUUUUAUAGGAUUUUCAAGAAAGUGUUCGAUUUAAAAGCAUUUGAAAGUCGAUUAAAUUAGCAUCAUGAACGAUCACUUGAACGCGACUGCCCAACAUAAAGAUGGAGAAAAUUGUGGAAGCAUGGGAGGAGAAAGUUUUACAGAAGAACAAGAAGCUUUGGUGGUGAAGUCAUGGAAUGUAAUGAAGAAAAAUGCUGGGGAAUGGGGUCUCAAAUUCUUUAUCAAGAUAUUUGAGAUUGCACCAUCAGCCCAGAAACUAUUCUCAUUUUUGAAGGACUCAAAUGUUCCACUUGAGCAGAACCCCAAACUCAAACCCCAUGCCAAGUCUGUCUUCGUCAUGACAUGUGAAGCUGCAGUACAACUGAGGAAAGCUGGAAAAGUUGUGAUAAGAGAUUCAAGUCUGAAAAAAAUAGGUGGUGUGCACUUCAAAUAUGGAGUGGUGGAUGAACAUUUUGAGGUUACUAAAUAUGCACUGUUGGAGACAAUAAAGGAAGCAGCAGGAGAAAUGUGGUCAGCAGAAAUGAAGAAUGCUUGGAGUGUGGCCUAUGAUCAAUUGGUUGCUGCAAUCAAGACUGAAAUGAAACCCUAAAUUCCUCUCUAAAUAAUUCGAAUAGAUAACCCCUUUUUAUAAGGUAUUACUUUUGGGUGUUCAUUAUCAAUUAAUAAUAAAUGCUCUUUCAUGUACAAUUAAAUAAUAAAUACUAUUUUUAAAGCCUAA
Molecule: messenger RNA, 820 nt
Organism: Olea europaea var. sylvestris
Lineage: Eukaryota; Viridiplantae; Streptophyta; Magnoliopsida; Lamiales; Oleaceae
Product: hemoglobin-2-like
Exons: 5
Coding region: 167-691 (174 amino acids)
Molecular function (GO): oxygen binding; heme binding
Source: RefSeq, a predicted model, not a curated record